Molecule: messenger RNA, 1063 nt
Organism: Diorhabda carinulata
Lineage: Eukaryota; Metazoa; Arthropoda; Insecta; Coleoptera; Chrysomelidae
Product: protein C1orf43 homolog
Exons: 3
Coding region: 143-928 (261 amino acids)
Source: RefSeq, a predicted model, not a curated record
AUAACUCAGUUAUGUUUAUGAAGAAAUUCAAAUGUCAAUAUUUAUUUUUUAAAAGAUUCAAUAAUUUCUUAUAAGAUUUAUUUUAUAACCUGUCACUUUAUGAGUAUAAAUCAAAAUAUGCAUUCUAUUAAGUAAUUCAAAUAUGGAUGUAGUGGCAGAGAAAUUGACGAGAUCUAAAAAUAUGUCCGAGGAACUAUCAGGAGUUACUGUUGUAAUAAUUAUAGGAAUGGGUGUCCUUACGUUUUUGUUGCUCUUUAUAUUUGCAAAAAGACAAAUAAUGCGAUUCGCACUGAGAUCUAGGAGAGGACCGCACAUACUUAUUGGUCAUGAUGCUUCAAAGGUAUUAAAAAGAGAAAUUGAAAGAAGGAUUGAUUCAAUUAGAAAAAUUGAAUGUGAACCACAGUUAAUAACAAAAUCUGAUCCAAGAUAUAUUGUAUGUCCCGGGCAACAAAUUCCUGCUCAUUAUUACAGAUUGAAAGCAGUGGAUGACAUUAAAAUAUUAGAAAAUGAAAUUACAAAGCAAGAUAAUUGUCUUUUUCGACAUCCUAGUGAGAAUUUGAGAGCAUACCUCCUCACAACUUUAGCAGCUCCAUUAGAUGGAAGUGGACAAAGAUUAAUACAUGAAUUUUGUGAUAUGUACGAGCAUGCAAGGCAUGACCCUAAUCAUUUUGGAGAUGAAGAGUAUCAGCAAUAUAACAGACUUUUAUUAAAACUACUGGACGCGGCCAAGCUUCUAAAAUCCUACAAUACAAGUAGAAAGUCUUCACCAAAUCGUACCCCUCAGAGGAGGCAUUUGACUGACAGAACCAGAAAUAUACACUCACAUUAUGCUGCUGAAGAUGAAAUAUUAAGUGUAUCAGAACAUAUAGAUUCCAGGCCAACUUCACUGUCCAUUUUAGCUUCUGCUGAUGAUGAAACAUCUGUAUGAGUUUUCCAUUCAAAUGUAUAUAAUUUAUAAAUGUAUUUGUUUGUUAAUUUAAGCAAAAUAAGUUGAUAAAUAAUUUUAUUUAUUCAAUUUCUUAUGCACCAGGACAUUUUUUUUAAAUAAAGAUAUAAAACUAUA